AGCGUCGUGACAAAGCGCGAGCGCUCCAAGGUGCCUUACAUCGUACGCCAGUGCGUCGAGGAGGUGGAGAAGAGGGGCAUCGAAGAGGUCGGCAUCUACAGGAUCUCUGGCGUCGCCACUGACAUCCAGGCGUUGAAAGCCGUCUUCGAUGCAAAUAACAAGGACAUCCUGGUCAUGCUGAGUGACAUGGACAUCAAUGCCAUCGCCGGCACACUGAAGCUGUACUUCCGCGAGCUGCCCGAGCCCCUCCUCACUGACAGACUCUACCCCGCCUUCAUGGAGGGGAUCGCCCUCUCGGAUCCUGCUGCCAAGGAGAACUGCAUGAUGCACCUUCUCCGCUCGCUGCCUGACCCCAACCUCAUCACCUUCCUCUUCCUGCUGGAGCACUUGAAAAGGGUAGCUGAAAAGGAGCCCAUCAACAAAAUGUCUCUCCACAACCUGGCCACAGUCUUCGGGCCAACACUGCUGAGACCCUCGGAGGGGGAGAGCAAGGGCCACCUCACCCUGGCCUCUGACAUCUGGUCCCAUGAUGUGAUGGCCCAGGUCCAGGUCCUUCUCUACUACCUGCAGCAUCCUCCCAUCUCCUUCCCUGAGCUGAAACGCAACACACUUUACUUUUCCACGGACGUGUAGCCUGCAGGGAGAAGGCACCAGCUGCAAACACUCCCAGCUCCCUGCUGGGGUCACGGACUGGAUUGCAGCCCCCAGGGAGACCAGCCCGGACCCAGGACGGUGCCGCCUGCAGCUCCUGUACAAUCGCCUACCAGUGGCCCGGUCCCACCCCAGGCGCCGUGCCUCUCUGUAAAGUAGUUGUGUCUUAUGUC
Balearica regulorum gibbericeps (East African grey crowned-crane) is the source of this 824-nucleotide messenger RNA. NCBI's taxonomy places the organism in Eukaryota, Metazoa, Chordata, Aves, Gruiformes, Gruidae. The record is from RefSeq and is a predicted model, not a curated record.